AUGAUGGAAUCCUGUUCUUCCAUUAGCAUGAUGGAUUCUUGUUCUACCCUGGGCAUGUCGCAUUCUACCCUCUCUGGUAGUGGUAACGGCAACACCAACAACAGUCCCAACAAGAUCCCCGUCUUGUUGGAGGCGUGCAAAGAGCAGCAUCAACAAGUCUUGGCCAAACGCAAGAGAGCCAUGCUCCGUCAUUCCAGGUCGUUUGAUAGCACCAACGGUGGGCCUCCACAAUCCUUUAUCCGAAGACCCCGUCAAAGCAAGACCAGACCUCGCCGUCACAGGAGUACCCCCGUCAAGGAAGCCGAACCAGAAGAAGAAGAAGAAGAGAUUAUCAUUAUCGUCACAGAAGAAGAAGAAUAUGAACAUGAUGAGCCCAUUGUCGUCAAGGAAAAUCGAUGGGACAGUGGAAAACCUGCCCCAGAAUCAACGGCAGCUCGGAUGGAGAACAACUCAGCAGCAAUUAGGAUGGGACAGCCACAAUUGCAACGAAGUUCCUCUCACACGUCAUCGUCCCGUUGGGAUACCGGUACCGACUCGGGUCACUCGCGAAGAUCGUCUACGUGUCCGAUCCUCCCACCAUCUCGCCAAGAUUCCUUUACCGAACUGUCGCCCGAAGAUUUGAUCAUGGAUGCACGACCAACAAUUCCAACCACCAUCAGUACAACUACUAGUACUAGUACAAGUCCCAAGGUACCCCAACGAACACACAGCUCGGACGCCAAUCGAAGGCCCCUGCGUUGCUAUUCCCCACAACGAUGCGUGUCGCCUGCUCGGAUGGCAUGA
Seminavis robusta is the source of this 783-nucleotide messenger RNA. NCBI's taxonomy places the organism in Eukaryota, Bacillariophyta, Bacillariophyceae, Naviculales, Naviculaceae. The record is from the annotation of a GenBank genome assembly.